AUGUCACUCAGCGGCAAGGUGUAUGGCGUGACCGGCGGGGCAAGCGGCAUUGGCCUUGCAACAGCCAAACUCAUCUCGGAACGCGGUGGCACGGUCUGUAUCGCGGACGUCAAUACAACUGCCCUCAAACAAGUUGAGGCCUACUUGAAGACUAAAGACCCAAAAGUUCAGUUCUCAGUCACACAAGCCGAUGUCUCAAAUAAGAACCAGGUGGAAUCCUGGAUCACCGGCAUCAAGAGUCAGUUUGGUCGUCUAGAUGGAGCAGCCAAUAUUGCAGGCAUCAUCGGCAAAAGCCACGGCAUCCAGCCUCUUUCAGAGCUCGAGGAUGACGAGUGGUUUAAGAUUCUCAACAUCAACUUGACUGGUAUGAUGUACUGUCUUCGUGCAGAGCUCAAUCAUAUUGAGAAUGGGGGGUCGAUUGUCAACAUGGCUUCUAUUCACGCCACAACCGGCGUAGCAAAUCAUGCCGCCUACGCUGCAAGUAAGCAUGGAGUUUUGGGCCUUACUCGCGUUGCUGCGAAGGAGAAUGGUCAUCGGGAAGUACGUGUUAACGCAGUAGCACCGGGGCCGAUUUAUACUCCAUGGAUGCAAGGAUUUUGGGACAGGAUCGAGCGGCCAUCUGACGCGCCGUUUGACGAACCAAUUGCAUUCCGGCGUCAAGGUACUGCCGAGGAGGUAGCAAAUGUGGUUGUGUUCUUACUUGGGCCAGAGAGCAGUUUUGUUAGUGGAAGUUGCUACUCCGUUGACGGGGCCUGGAUCUAG
Molecule: messenger RNA, 762 nt
Organism: Fusarium falciforme
Lineage: Eukaryota; Fungi; Ascomycota; Sordariomycetes; Hypocreales; Nectriaceae
Product: Short chain dehydrogenase/ reductase
Exons: 2
Coding region: 1-762 (253 amino acids)
Molecular function (GO): oxidoreductase activity
Source: RefSeq, a predicted model, not a curated record